Molecule: messenger RNA, 1749 nt
Organism: Phytophthora nicotianae INRA-310
Lineage: Eukaryota; Oomycota; Peronosporomycetes; Peronosporales; Peronosporaceae
Exons: 1
Coding region: 115-1347 (410 amino acids)
Molecular function (GO): glycosyltransferase activity
Source: RefSeq, a predicted model, not a curated record
AAGUUACGCAGCUCCAAAGUCGUGGACGAGCUGGUGACACUGCUGCUGGCCAAGCAGGAGAGCAAGGAUCAUGUACACAACAAUGACAACAACACUCUCUCAACGACUACUCCAAUGUCUGCGCCCCAGCCAACUCCACGCAACGUCUACCAGGGCGACGAAGACCGUAGCGAGCUCCACAUCGUCUUCAGUAUGAGCUGCGACCAAGGCCGACGUGUGCCGCUGCAGACCAUCCUACAGUACUCGGCUGUUGCUGUGGGUCAGCGUGGCCCAAUAACGCAAAUUCUUUCAGGCUGCACAGACUCCCAGCGCGAGGAAGUCAUGCGGGAGCCUACACUAUACUAUGACUUCCGCAGACACUUCACACCGUCGUACUCGCCUCAUCCAACGCCUAAUGUCACCGACUACUACACUCCAUACAAUAAGCCAUUCGCCCUGCGCCACUUUCUGCGGAACGCACAGCCACCUGUGAAACACGAUAUCAUCGCGCUCAUCGACGGAGAUAUGGUCUUCUUCAAGCCACUGGAGGUGAAUACAGGUCGGAAUAUGACCAAAUACUACCAUGGGAAACGACAUUUGUCCACCGUGAACGACACAGUAGCCGACGGCGUUGCUAUUGCACAGGACUGGUACAAUUACUUGAACAUUGGCUGGUAUGCUGAUGCUUAUAGAGCGAAACUGGAGGCCAUUUGCACUGGGAAGCCUUGCAUGAACGUGACGCGUAAUGAUGCACGAGAAUAUUACUCAAGCACAGGACCUCCAUACAUCAUGACUCGACAUGAUAUGGAGCUCAUGGUCGAUGACUACUGCGACUUUGUCGUGCAAGGUCGUCGAGUGGAUGAUGCCUGGAUGGUCGAGAUGUUCGCGUACACACUGGCUGUGGCCAACCACGGAAUCAAACACACUUUGUUAACGAAUUUGGGAGCGACACACCCCAAACUUGCACUGAAUCAGCGAGAAUACUGGGAUUUUGUAGACGAAACAUUGCCCAAUCCAUGUGAAGAUUCCAGUGCGGUAGUGAUGCCGUCCGAUCCGCCUGUAGGCAUCCACUACUGCCAGAAGUAUGGCUUCGUCGAAGGUUACCACAAAGGUCACUAUUACUACAAGUACGACCUGCCAGAGACGCUUGUGAACUGCGAUAGUCCGUUGCUCAAGGUGCCACCUGCAUCGGAUUGGGAUACACUGGAGCAAACGACGCCACGUGAAUUACUCGUGCAAAAGCGGCACGAAGUCUGGAUCGAGUGUUCCACCACCAAAGUAGUUAACCAAGCCAUGAUCAAGUAUAAGCAGCGCUCCUGUUCCAACGGCUACAGCACAGAGCAGAGCAUCGAGAUGGUCAAACUGUAGAACAACUCUUUACACCAAGAACAAGGUCAAUAGAAUAGCAAACCAGCCUGACGCAGAUACGAUCAAUGAGUUUGAAUUGAGGGUUCCAACGAAGAUCAAGGACGACAACCUUACGAGUCGACGAGAUGUGCUUACAGCAAGCCUUGGCGAGCCAGAUCCUCGUACGUCUUUCUGUUCAGCACGUUACCUUCCGAGUCCUCGAAUUCCUCCUCAUUCGACGCAUUCCAGCUCUCAGCGUCGAUCUGAUCUUUCAACUUCUCGUAAACUAUUCAAACAAACAACACCGUCAGCUCAGUCAAAGACACAAUAUCAACGAUAAAGCAGGACUUACGCUGGAUAGCGUCUCUCAUGAGCGUGAUAUCGUGGAAAUGCUUCGUGUUGGGGAUCUUCAGACAGCGCAUA